Molecule: messenger RNA, 4674 nt
Organism: Rasamsonia emersonii CBS 393.64
Lineage: Eukaryota; Fungi; Ascomycota; Eurotiomycetes; Eurotiales; Trichocomaceae
Exons: 4
Coding region: 1-4674 (1557 amino acids)
Biological process (GO): DNA integration
Molecular function (GO): nucleic acid binding; zinc ion binding
Source: RefSeq, a predicted model, not a curated record
AUGGCUCGCCUAAGCCGUCCGUCAUUGAUCCAGACGGCUGAGGAUCACUUUGAUGAAUUAGAUGAGGAGGUGACUGCCUUUAUGGAAGAAGUGGAGAACACUGAAGAUCUCGAUAUCUCCGUCAAGGAUUAUAAUGGAAUGAUUAAGGAGCUUUUAACCACCGGCUCUACCGAACUGAGGAAGCUGGUCGCGGGCCUUAUCAUGGAGAACCGAAACGAACACACGGCUUAUUUGGAAAAAGAGGCUGAGUGUAUUUCCCUGGAAAAGCAAUUCCAUACGGAACUAGCCGAAGCCAAGGAACAGAUAUUGGAGACCGAACGCACUAAUCGACUUCUCCAUGCUGAGCUCAGAAGGAGUGAGGCCGAAUUCAAACAACUCCAAGAAGCAAGUCGAGGAACCUCUGCCGCUCCUAGUUCCGUUACUACCGGUAUUAAGCCAAAGGAAUUCAAAGGAGCCAAGUUCGAUGGGAAGUCCGAGAAUCUAGAGCGGUUUCUCAAUGCAGUAGAAUUGGACUUCCGCCUCUACGAAACAAGCUUUCCAACCGAAGAAUACAAGGUCGCAUACGUGAUGAAGGGAUUUGAUGAGAAACCCGACAAAUGGGCGCAACAAUACUAUCGUCAUGAUCCUGAGGGAGUCCUUAAGAGCUGGAAGUUGUUUAAGGCCGCCAUAAACAAGCAUUUUGAGGAUCCCGAUCGUAUUGCUAAUCAGCAGGAGAAACUCCUUUCUCUUCAGCAUAAUAGCUCGGACGAUUUGCUGGAUCACAUUACUGAAUUCGAAACCCUUUGCUCUCAGGUUGACUGGCCAGAAAGUACUAAAGCCACCCUUUUCCUCAAAUCCUUGCAACCCGGACUUCGUGGGGCCAUCCGUCGGUCUGAUAUCAACAUUGAGGAUUACGAUAAGGUUAAGCAGAAAGGGCUACGCUUAGAGCGGGAGUAUAAGGAGAGCAAGAAGCAACACUCCGCUGCCAGGAAGGGAGAUCGGAAGACCAGUUCCAAACCCAAGGAUACUAAGCCUGCUGACGGUUCUGAGGAUAUCCGCAGCGAGCACCUUAGGAAGGGACUUUGCUUUAAUUGUAACGAACCAGGCCAUAUCUCUCGAGACUGCAAUAAGCCGAAGAAGGAUACAAAGGCUAACCCCGCCACCAAGUCGGUAGCCGCGGUAGAACUACCUUCGGAAAACGAAGGGCGGAUGCAGCUUCGAGGAAUCGGAUGGUUACGAGGACGAAAGAUUAGGAUCCUAUACGACACUGGCUCUGAUGGAACCUUUCAGUCACCAAAGCUACGAGACGAAUUUAACAUGAAACCAAUUCGACAUGAGGAAGUCGAAGUACAAGACAUCAGUGGAAGGAAGAUUGAACUAGGAAAUUCUCAGGUCCCUGUCUACCGAGUCAGAGGCCGAAUCCCACGAUUUGGAAUUUUUGAAGCUGAACCGAUUUGUAUGCCCCUUGGACUAAGUACCGACUUAGUCUUAGGUGCCGACUGGUUGAGGAAGAAUGGUCUAUUGGACGACCUAAGGACGAAGCUAGGAAUUACUGAUAACACGUCAGUUUCCCCGGAAGAACCCCGUGAUAUUAAGAGUCCCACCAAGGACUCUGGAGACGACGAUCCUAAUGGACGGAUCGAGAAGAACGACGAUCCUAUUGGAAGGAUUGAUGAUAAUGACCUUAAGGAUCCUGCCAAGGAUUCUGAUCGAGAUGAAGAAGAACAACAGGAUGCCAUUAAUGCAGCUAUUCGAGCUGCAGGAAUUACCGUUACCCGAAUGUGGACGCCAUUCCACUACAAGGGAAGAUAUGAACCAAAGAUUCCAAAGAGGUUUGAAGAUUGGCGGAUUCAGGUUGCUGCCGCCUUUGAAGAAGAUCAAAUGAGUAAACAUCCAUUCCCACAACGCCUUAUCGACGGUGAUGUUGAAUUGCCAGAGAUCUAUGAGGAAUUCCGUGAUAUAUUUGAACCCUCUCGGAUGAAUCAGCCACUCCCUUACCGACCCGAAUUUGCUCAUGCAAUUAACCUGAAACCUGGGUUAAGCCCGCCAAGUCUGCGUCAGUAUCAUCAGUCAGAGUUAGAGCUACAGAUCACGAAGGAGAAGACCGAUGAAUUAAUGAGAAGGGGGUUUAUUCGAAGGAGCCAGUCAUCCGCGGGUGCCCCUACCCUUUUUGCCGCAAAAAAAGGCGCUCUGAUCCCGGAUACCCGGUAUGGACUCUUUGAGUGGUUGGUGAUGCCGUUUGGACUAUGCAAUGCCCCGGCAACCUUCCAACGAUAUAUCGACCAGGCCCUACAUGGAUUAAUCGACGAGGAACUAAUCGCAUACCUCGAUGAUAUCUUGAUCUAUGGAUCUACAUUGGAAGAAGUACAGGAACGGACACGUCACUGCCUCCAACGCCUUCGAGAAUGGGGGUUAUGUGUUAAGCUACGGAAAUGCAGAUUCCAUGUUCAGACUGUUAACUUCUUGGGCUUCCAGAUCUCACCAGAAGGUAUCUCUAUGGAAGAAGACCUAAUUCAGACGAUCCAGAAAUGGCCUGUGCCUAAACGAGUACGAGAUGUUCAGGCCUUUAUUGGGACUGCUGGAUUCUAUCGGCGAUUUGUGCCACGAUUCUCCCAUAUUGCCAAACCUUUGACGGACCUUACCCGAAAAGGAAGACAGUUUGACUGGGGACCAAAAGAACAAGCUGCCUUCGAACGACUAAAGGCUGAAUUUGUGCCAGGAAGAAUAUUAAUGCACUUUGACCCUGAUAGACAGAUCUACGUCUAUACCGAUGCUAGUAACGACGCUGCCUCUGCAAUCCUCUGCCAAAAAGAUGAUAAUGAGAGAAUGAGGCCAGUGAUGAUCUGGAGCAAGAAGUUUAGCACCAGUGAACGCAAAUACUCUACCCCAGAUCAAGAACUCCUUGCUAUCGUAUCGGACCAUGCUAAUUUGCGAAAUUUCAUGACUACUAAGGACUUGAAACCGUUGCAAGUACGAUGGGCUGAACGCCUAAGCCGGUUUGAUUUUGUGAUAGAACAUAUCCAGGGUCACCUUAAUCCUGCAGACGGACCUUCUCGUCGACCAGACUAUGUCAUUGAGGAUGAAUUCCCCGAAGAGCCUAAGGCAUUCCUCAAAUUUGCCUCUGCAUCCUUGCGAUUCGAACAGUCUCCAGAACCAAAUCAAGUGGAAAUUGCCGCCCUCGCUCUUAGUCCUGAUAUGGAAGAAAGGAUUAAGGAGAAAUUGGUUACAGAUGAGACGGCCACUGAGAUAUAUAAGGAUCCCCCACAGGGCUGGGAGGCACGUAAUGGGCUCCUGUUCUAUCAUGAUCGGUUUUAUGUGCCAAAGGAUGUACGGAUGGAGGUAUUUCGACGAUUGCACAAUGCCCCACUGGCAGGUCAUAUGGGUCAGAAACGAACACUCGAACUGAUACAACGCAAAUACUACUGGCCACGAAUGAAAAAGGAUGUUGAGGAAUACUGUUUAGGAUGCUCACAGUGCCAGCAGAACAAGGCUAAUACUCAUCUAACCUUUGGGCGGCUCGAACCACUACCACCACCUGAGAAACCUUGGUCCCGAAUUGGCAUUGACUUGAUUACCGAUCUACCAAGGACAAAAUAUGGCCAUGAUUGUAUCCAAGUGCAUGUCGAUCAUUUUAGUAAGGGUAUUAUCCUCGCCUCAACUCGGAAGACGGCUGGAGCUAAGGAAGCCGCAAUCCUGACUCGCAAAAAUGUGAUCUCAAAGAAGGGAAUUCCUCGUUCAUGGAUAAUGGAUCGCGAUAAACGUUGGCUCAAUUCGUUCUGGAGUCAACUGGGCAACGAUCUUCGAAUGGAAUUUAAUCCGUCUACUGCCUACCAUCCACAGUCCGAUGGGCAGACAGAGCGUAUGAACGAAGUUAUUGAGGCAUAUCUUCGGGCUUUUACCAAUUAUUUGCAAGACGACUGGGACGAAUGGCUCGACAUGGCCGAGAUGGCUUGGUGCAACUCAAAACACUCUGCCCUAGGAGUCUCACCAUUCUUUGCGGAACAUGGCUACGACCCCGACGUCGAAUUUGUACCAGAACAUCCAGGCCGGAAAAUUACAGAUAUCGAUGCUGCCAUUUAUGCAGACUUUAUGAAGGAGCUUCAUGAGAUCCUACGGGAGAACCUCCAACGCGCCCAGGAAACGAACAAGAAAUACUACGACCGCAAACGCGCCGACAUGGUUUUUGAAGUUGGGGAUCAAGUCUAUCUCCGGACAACCAAUAUACGGAGUCAACGGCCCUGCAAGAAACUUGAUCGAAAGAAGGAAGGCCCAUUUACCAUUAAGCGUGCUAUUAAUAAGAAUGCUUACGAAUUAGAUCUCCCUCCGCAGUUUAAGGUCCACCCUGUGUUCCAUAUUGAAUUACUGGAGCCAUACCACCCCCCUGUUCCAGGACAAGAGGAAAAUGAGGAACCUGAAGAUCUAACUAGGCCGACUUAUGUCGAUGGCAGGAAGGAAUAUACGGUACGAGCUAUUACUGACGCCGUUCGCGAUGAGAAUGACCAAAUUCGAUUCCGAGUCCGAUGGGAAGGAUGUGAUGAAGAAGAGGAUACAUGGGAGCCUUUCUGGCACCUCACCAACUGCCCCGAACGCCUUGAUGAAUUUAUACGAACUCAUCCCGACUGCCCGGCCCUACCCGUUCGACCCGACGAUAUGAAGCCCAAAUCUAACCGCCGAAGCACCCGAAGAGUUAGAUGA